AUGGGAAUAUGGCUGAACGAAUCAUCUGUUGAUGGGUUCAUCCUCUUAGGCAUCUUCUCCCAGAGCCAAACCGAUCUUCUCCUCUUCUCUGUGGUCAUGCUGGUCUUCACAGCGGCACUCUGCGGGAAUGUGCUGCUCAUCCUCCUCAUCUACAGUGACCCCCGACUUCAUACUCCUAUGUACUUCUUCCUCAGCCAGCUCUCCCUCAUGGACCUCAUGUUGGUCUGUGACAUUGUGCCAAAGAUGGCAGCCAACUUCCUGUCUGGUGGGAAGUCCAUCUCCUUUGCCGGUUGUGGCAUACAGAUUGGAUUUUUCGUCUCUCUUGUGGGAUCUGAGGGGCUCUUGCUGGGACUCAUGGCCUAUGACCGCUAUGUGGCUAUUAGCCACCCACUUCACUAUCCAGUCCUCAUGAGUCAGAGGGUCUGUCUGCAGAUUGCCGGGAGCUCGUGGGCUUUUGGGAUCCUGGAUGGAAUGACUCAGAUGGUAGCAGCCAUGAGCCUGCCCUACUGUGGCUCGAGGGAAGUGGACCACUUCUUCUGCGAGGUGCCAGCUCUGCUGAAGCUGGCUUGUGCUGACACAUCCCUUUUCGACACCCUGCUUUUUGCUUGCUGUGUCUUUAUGCUGCUCCUGCCCUUCUCCGUCAUUGUGGCCUCCUAUGCUCGCAUCCUGGGGGCCGUGCUCCGGAUGCACUCUGCUCAAUCCAGGAAGAAGGCUCUGGCCACCUGUUCCUCCCACCUGACAGCCGUCUCUCUCUUCUACGGGGCAGCCAUGUUCAUCUACCUGAGGCCAAGGCGAUAUCGGGCUCCUAGCCAUGACAAAGUUGUCUCAAUCUUCUACACAGUUCUGACUCCGAUGCUCAACCCCCUCAUUUAUAGCUUAAGAAACAGGGACGUGAUGGGGGCACUGAAGAAAGGGCUGGACCACUGCAAGAUUGGCAGCCAGCACUCAAAAGCCAUGGUCUAGUGUCUGGCUACCACCUGUUGUUGGCAUAUCGUUGAUAAGUCCUCUUUGUUUUGUGAAUCUCUCUUUCCUUAUAGACAA
Molecule: messenger RNA, 1041 nt
Organism: Acomys russatus (golden spiny mouse)
Lineage: Eukaryota; Metazoa; Chordata; Mammalia; Rodentia; Muridae
Product: olfactory receptor 56
Exons: 1
Coding region: 1-963 (320 amino acids)
Biological process (GO): G protein-coupled receptor signaling pathway
Cellular component (GO): membrane
Molecular function (GO): G protein-coupled receptor activity; olfactory receptor activity
Source: RefSeq, a predicted model, not a curated record